Molecule: messenger RNA, 1443 nt
Organism: Ophidiomyces ophidiicola
Lineage: Eukaryota; Fungi; Ascomycota; Eurotiomycetes; Onygenales; Onygenaceae
Exons: 2
Coding region: 1-1443 (480 amino acids)
Source: RefSeq, a predicted model, not a curated record
AUGCUCGAUGAAAACUUGCCAGUCUUUUACGUCAAGCCUUCUACAGAGAGGCCCAGAUACCAAUCCACCUACUAUUUCAGCCAGGGAGGUGAGGAGCGAAAGCCCGCGUAUUCCGUACGCCACCUUGAUCCGGCUCUACAAACAUCAAAGAACAAAUAUGCUGUAGCCCUCUACGAUUCCUUUUGCCCUGAUGUGCUCUACGCCGAGACCCUCCUUGUUCCUAAAUGGACGCAGCCCUCGUUAUCACAGGAAGCAAUUCGCCAAAACGGAGGAAUUCCCCCUCCUCCAGAGCCGAUUCUUCCCACUGAGUUUAUUAUCCAGUUAUACAAUCCAGAUCAGCAGGUAUUAGUCCGCUAUAAGCCCAAAUCCUGGAACUCUCCAGCAUCCUGGGUUUUCGAAAUGCCACAGCAGACAUUUCGUCGGCCAUCAGGUUCAACACUGGACCGUACCCAAAAUGACCCAGUAGCACUAGAUAUCACACCGAGACUCAGAUUCAACUGGCAGAAAGACGGAAAAUUUUCCAAGGACCUCACAUGCUACCUGCUGGGUAAGACCGUGGAUCUUAAUGAUUCUAGAAAACGAAGCAAGGAGCCUGAUAUCACUAUUUCAAUCUUCAAAGGCCUUAAAGAGAUCACUCUUUAUGAACCGAACCUAUGCCGAGUAGAGAUGGAGGAUUACAAAGGCCUCGAAGUCGUCCUGUUACUAGGAGCAAUAGUAAUUCGAGAUAUUUAUUUUGGCCACAUGAAGACCUCCUUUAACAUUACUAACCCCCCCGCCGGAACAUUUGCGGAGCCGAAGACAAACGUGAAUACUAAAGUGCCAGAAACUAAUAAGCUUCCCCUGGACAACCGGAACAAAAAAACACCAUCUCCCGAAGUCCCUCUCAAGCCUGCGUCCAAGCAAACGACGCUGCCACCCCGCGAGCCACGCCCACCGCCAACCGAUGCUCGCAGCCAAUGGGAAAUCGACGCUGAAGCGAAACGUCUGAGGCAAAAGGCUGAGGCAGAAGCUCGCGAGCGCCGACAAAAAGAAAAAGAGGCCGAGAAAAGGACGAAAAAGCUACUCGAGGCGGAAGAGCGGGAAAAACGAAAAAGACAAGUACGAAUAGAUGAAGAAACCGAACGACUAAAGAAAAUGUACGGCAAAGAGGAUACACAGUCGCGUAAACAGCGAACCUACCCGAAUCCACCCCCAAUGCCACAGAGGCCGUCACAGCGGAAUGAUCGCUCUCAUUCUUCAUCUCCCCCUUCUCGGGUAAACUUCUUCUCGAGGCCAGGCGGAGGGUACCCUCCCACCCAGCUUUCAACCCCUCCAGGGCCCACCUCGGGAUUGCGGCCACCGCAGCCUCAGCUCAAGGAGAAGCGAAGUAUCUUCGGGUUCAAGCUAAAUGACAACAAAGAUUAUGGAAGUGUUUUAUCAAAGAAGCGAAGCUCUAUUUUCUAA